This is a messenger RNA of Suhomyces tanzawaensis NRRL Y-17324, 548 nucleotides long. RefSeq lists its product as uncharacterized. NCBI's taxonomy places the organism in Eukaryota, Fungi, Ascomycota, Pichiomycetes, Serinales, Debaryomycetaceae. Bases 92 to 421 code for a protein of 109 amino acids. The transcript is spliced from 2 exons. The record is from RefSeq and is a predicted model, not a curated record.
CCUGAUGCACAGCCCGCUGGUGGGUGCAACCCCGCGUUUCUUUUUCUGCACUGCAAUGCAGCAUUGAUGCCCAGACAAUUGUGCCUCGCCAAUGAGCCCUGAAUUCCGCACCAUGUUUACAAUAACCAAGACCACACGCCGUCGUCCCACGUCCCCCGAUGUCUCGGCUAGAGCCAAGAUCCUGGGCCAUCACCAAGACUUCUCCCACAAGACAAACGCGCUCAGCCUCCGCACCCGACUGCCCGUGAAUCUCUGGGCACCCACCACCUGGUGUUCCUGUUCUAGGCACACCUUCUAUUGUGCGCCAGGCGCCCCCAAUUUAGCGCAAUGUUUAUUUUCAUCGCCUGCAAAUGCAAUACUCACAAAAUCGCAGCUAUAUAAGGGUUGCACGCCGCCCGCUGCACCACUUCUUCACUAUUGAUCCCUCUAGAUCGUCCUUUCGCUGUAUCUAUCCCUCCAGGCCUGGUCCAGCGACCGUUUCUACAUCCGUGGUGUCGACUACCAGCCUGGUGGCUCCUCCAAAUUGACCGAUCCGUUGGCCGACACCA